Molecule: messenger RNA, 9915 nt
Organism: Brassicogethes aeneus
Lineage: Eukaryota; Metazoa; Arthropoda; Insecta; Coleoptera; Nitidulidae
Source: the annotation of a GenBank genome assembly
GCGGUCUUACGGUCAAAACGGAGAACUUGAAUGCUGUGUACCUACACGCCAGAACCACCGAGCGCAACUCUUCACUCACGACUGUACCGCGAACGCGAGAACACCACACAAAUAUUGUCAGUGUUAGUCUGAUACUCGAACGAACGAAACGAACUUGUUAAUUUUAGUGUUGUAUUUAUUUUCUUUGAAGUUUAAACCAAGUGCCUUAAAAUGACUGUAAACAAGACUGGACAAUCGUCGAAAAGCAAGAAAAAGUCCGAGAAGACCUCAAAUGCUGCAAGCACUUCUACCACUGUAGCCUCCAGCACGUCAAAAUCCACGAAAACCUCAAAAGUAGUCGGUUCUUCAAGCACGGUGGUGCAAAACACAGGCUGCGUAUCAAAGUCUUCCUCCGCAUCCAGUUUGCAAAUCGCAGAUGUGUCCCAUUUGCCCAUAAACGCGAACGUUGUUACUUACACUGUAACGGAGUCGUUACCGACAGGCGGUGGCGAAAAAAUCACAACAUACCAAGAGGGCGGGCCCACCUCCACAGAGUACAGGCAUUUUGUAGCUCAAGAUUCGUCUUCAAGUCACGCGACAAACAUCCAACAAAUUAGUUCGACCCUAAACGAAUCCACAUCGAAUUUAUCGCAAGGCUCAGGGUCCACCUACACAGUGACAGAACCAAGGGAAGAGUUGAAGUUGACGUACAACAAGAAUGACUCUGGGUGGAACGGAAAAUUUACACAAGAACAACCAACGAGAAAAAAAUCAAAGAACCAGUUGGUUACCACGGAUGGAGGUACGAUUGUGGAGGAAUCCUCGACAAGUACGUCCCAUCAAAGUAGCUCGUCGGUCGCCAAAAGUUCCUCCAGCAGCUACAUCAUAGAAAUCGUGGACGGAAAGGAGAGAAUUGUGGACAAAAAACACCGCGAGUCGGCUCACGCCACAGCGAGCAGCAAUGACGAGCACCUAUCGACGAAAUCGGGAACAAACGUUACUCCUGAAGUGCACUACAAACAGAAAGCUACGGAUAGCUCUACGCACUUUGACACAGCGGUGCCGGAGUUACAGCAACCGAAAUCGAAGAGUUCAGAGGCAGUCCGCGAGAUUCACCAGGUAGGCGAUGCACAUUCCUCCACAGCCUAUGUAACCCAUGACAAUAAAGACACAAAAUCCAUAUCCGACAAAAAUACCACGCAAAGCUUCUUGGAUCUCGAAAAAACAGAUACCGACAUCAGGAACAUAAACAAAUCGAAACAAACGACCACAGACUCGAGUAAAUUUUUCGGCGAAGACACCAAAACAUCGAAGUCAAAAAGUGGUAAGUCGAAAACAUCGAAGGAUUUGGGCAGCACCAGUACAGUCACCACAACAACAACGUAUUACGAUUCCAAAGGCAACGUUAUCAAGACCUUGACCGACGUUGAUAAACAAGACAUUCCCGGCGGCGAAAAAACAGUCACUUACGUGGAUUCUAGUGACAUUACUGAUAAACGAAAAACUAAUUUGCUGUCCGACACGAGGGAUUUUGCUGGGUCAUCGGAAACCGUAAUUUUGGAAAGCAGCAAAUUUUUCCACGACAAAAACGUAAGUGAUUUUUCCAAAUCUGACCUAAAUAUUGAUACGUGCACAACAAAGACAACCUACGAUGACAAUCAUGUUGAUACCGCAAAAAUACGAAAUUCGCAGACUAGUACUGACACGAAAAACUUUUAUGGACACGGUAUGGAUUCGAAAAACACAUUGGUCACAAAUGUGUAUGACAGCAAGGCCGUGCAAAACACCAUUGGAUCCACAAGCACAGUUAUUAUGGAUGACACCAUCGACACGACAAAUCUUGUUUAUUCGAACGACCGCAACUAUGGAAAAACCGGAUGGAAUGGUCAAUUCAACCAAGAAACUACACCUACCACAGGAAAACCUGGAAGAUCACCCUCCCCAUCCAAAAAACGUCCAGAGUCUCCUUCAAGAAGUACCACCACCAGAUACGUUGAUGAAAACUCAAAAAUCCGAAGUACAAACACUACAACCGAUAGCAAAAGCUUUUACGGACAUUCUACCGAUUCUAAAAACACCUUGGUGACAAACGUCUAUGACACCAAAGCGGUACAAAACACCAUCGGAUCAGGAACAUUGAUUAAAGAUGACUUAAUUGAAUCCAAGGAUGUUAUAUAUUCCCACGAUAGAAACUAUGGGAAGACUGGUUGGAAUGGAGCUUUCACCUACGAACAACCAAGCCAACCUAAAAAGGAUGGACCGGGAACCUCACAACAACCACAAAGAGAAGUGUCACCGUCUAGAAAGCCAGGUAGAAAGGAUUCGUCCCCAAAAUACGACCACCCUGCUGGAAAACCCUCAGGAGGACGUGAUCCAGUUCCAAAGUACGAUCAACCGGCCGGCAAACCGUCCAGACCCGAAUCAUCGCCAAAACAAAACCGACCUGCAGCUGGUAUGCCUUCUGGGGGACGUGAUCCCUCACCAGCUGCACCAUCAACACGUGACUCAAAAUCACCAACCCGUAGACAAGAAUCUCCAUCUAGAAGACCAAGUUCCCCAUCCAAAAGGACCACAUAUUAUGUGGACGACAAUUUCGUGGAUACUUCCAAAAUUCGCAGCUCGCAGACAACAACCGAUAGCAAAAGCUUCUACGGACAUUCUACUGAUUCUAAAAACACCUUGGUGACAAACGUCUAUGACACCAAAGCGGUACAAAACACUAUCGGAUCAGGAACACUGAUUAAAGAUGACCUAAUUGAAUCCAAGGAUGUUAUAUAUUCCCACGAUAGAAACUAUGGUAAGACUGGUUGGAAUGGAGGUUUCACCUACGAACAACCAAGCCAACCUAAAAAGGAUGGGCCUGGAACACCACAACAACCACAAAGAGAAAUGUCGCCGUCUAGGAAGCCAAAAUACGACCAUCCUGCUGGAAAACCCUCAGGAGGGCGUGAUCCAGUUCCAAAGUACGAUCAACCGGCCGGCAAACCGUCCAGACCCGAAUCAUCGCCAAAACAAAACCGACCUGCAGCUGGUAUGCCUUCUGGGGGACGUGAUCCCAUACCAUCUGCACAAUCAACACGUGACUCCAAAUCACCAACCCGCAGACCAGAAUCUCCAUCCAGAAGACCAAGUUCCCCAUCCAAAAGGACGACAUAUUAUGUAGACGACAAUUUCGUGGAUACUUCCAAAAUUCGCAGCUCGCAGACAACAACCGAUAGCAAAAGCUUCUACGGACACUCUACCGAUUCUAAAAACACCAUGGUGACAAACGUUUACGACACCAAAGCUGUCCAAAACACAAUCGGUUCGGGAACUUUAAUCAAAGACGACAUCAUCGAAUCCAAAGAUGUUAUCUAUUCGUACGACAGAAAUUAUGGCAAAACCGGAUGGAAUGGUGGCUUCACCUACGAACAACCAUCGCAACCCAAAAAAGACGAACCUGAAACUCCAAAGACUCCAAAACGAGGCGAAUCUCCUUCGAGGAAGCCAGGCAAAAAAGAUACCACUCCGAAAUAUGACCAUCCCGCUGGAAAGCCUUCUGGCGGUCGUGAUCCUGUACCAAAACAUGAUCAACCAGCUGGCAAGCCAUCCAGACCUGAGUCAUCGUCACCAAAACACGAUCAUCCUGCUGGAAAACCUUCUGGCGGUCGUGAUCCUGUGCCAAAACAUGAUCAACCAGCUGGCAAGCCAUCCAGACCUGAGUCAUCUCCAAAAAAAGUAUAUGACCAUCCAGCUGGAAAACCUUCUGGAGGGCGUGAUCCUGUACCAAAACAAGACCAACCUGCCGGUAAACCAACCAGAAAAUCUCCUACUAAAGAUGAUAACAAACCAACUCAAAAAGUUCAGGAAUUCUUGCUUACUGAAAUCAGCGAGAAUAUUACUCAGGCUACAGACAAAUACCCAAAAUCUGGACCGUUGGAUAAAACUGGCCCUAUAGACAGCACAACAAGCAUAAACACUUUUGAAAGCACAUCGGUGAAUCAAUUUUCAGACACGAAAUCCCGAAUUUACAAGGAUUCACAAGUAUUUGUGGAUAACGUUGUAACGGAAACCUACACCAUCCUGGAUUCUUCCGGGAAACCGAUCAGAACUGAAACCAAAACAUUUAAACAACCAGGUCAACCUACAGAUGUAAGAACAACUGACGUCUUUGAAUCCAUUACCGACAUCAAAGACUCAAAAACCAACAUCAAAGACUCGAAGACAUUAAUCGAUAGCACCACCAUGAGUCCGUUUGAUAGGAGACCAAAAAUACCUACGGAUUCUCACACGACCAUGGAAAGUUUUGAGUCGGUCACCAACGUUUCCGACUCGAAAACCACGGUCGUAAAGGAUUCUCAGACGUUUGUCGACAACAAAAGUUCAGUGGAGCAUUACACCACCACUGAAAGCUAUGACAGUUCCAAACCAAAAGGGCCAAAACCUGUUGAAGAGAAACCUGGGAAAAAAGGGCCAAAAAAGCCUACAGAUAAGAAAGGGCCAAAAGAACCAAAGGAUGUAACUACAGUUGAUAAGUUUGAUAUCACUGAUGUGAAAACCAGUGUUACUGAUGUAACAAACACCUUUGUGGAUAAAAAGGUUAUUUCGACAACUGAUAUCACAGAUGUAAAGGAUACAGUGAUAAACAAAUUCACUGACAUUAAAAACGUGGACGUUGUGGAUAAAUACAGCAAAACCGUUAUAAACGAGAACAUCGUCGACAUCAAGGAAAUUAACGAAGUCGAAGAUAUUACCAACAUCACCAAACAUACCGACAAUAAGGUGAUUAAUAUUGUGAAAACCAUUAAAGAGCCCGCCCCUACACCCCAUUAUAAGCCACCGAAAAAAGAACAAUGCAUCUGUGAACUUUGCACCUGUGGCCGUCAUAGCUGCCCCCACAACCCGGACGACUACAACGACCAUCUGCACCCGGAAGGCCCUUGGACAGGAAAACCGAAAGACGAGUACAAUGCUACGCGUGGAGAACGGGCCCCCAUCAAAAUACCCCAAGACAACCUGCGUCCGGAGGGCGAGUUCGAGAGACGCAAGCCGGAACCGUGGCAACCGGGCGAGAGGGCUCCCAUCAAAAAGCCCCAAGACAACCUCAGGCCAGAGGGGGACUUCGAGAGGAGGACUCCCGAAAAGUGGCAACCAGGUGACAGACCGUCUCCCAAAAAGCCUCAGGAUAACUUGCAUCCAGAGGGCGAGUUCGAGCGCUUCAAGCCGGAAGAGUGGAAACCGGGCGACAGAGCGCCGGUAAAAAAACCCAAAGACAACCUACACCCGGAAGGUGACUUUGAAAGGCCAGAGAAAACCAAGUUUCGCCCAGCAGAACGCCCACAACAAAAGAGACCAGAAGAUAAUCUGCGUCCUGAAGGAGAUUUUGAAAAACGCACUCCUGAGAAGUGGUCGCCAGCUGAACGCCCAAAACAAAUUCGACCAGAAGAUAAUUUACGACCUGAGGGCGAUUUUGAGAGACCAACUCCAACUAAAGUUGGACCUGGAGAAAGGAGAACCCCCAUUAAACCUGGAGACAACUUGCGCCCAGAAGGCGACUUUGAAAGGCCAGAGAAAACCAAGUUUAGUCCAGCGGAACGUCCUCAACAAAAGCGCCCAGAGGACAACCUCAAACCUGAAGGCGACUUUGAGAGGUUCAAGCCUGACGAGUGGAGGCCUGCGGAAAGGCCGAAGCAGAAGAAGCCUGAGGAUAACCUGAGACCCGAGGGCAGUUUCGAGAUACCAGAGCCCGAGAAGUGGGAACCUGCUGAGAGACCGGUGCAGAAACGUCCGCAGGAUAAUAUUACGAUAACCGGCGAAUUCAUCGAUGAAACCACCAGUAAACAAGCUUUCGACUACACUACGAUUGUGGAACGCACCAAAGUCACAAAACGUGAAGAUAAUCUAACUGUGGAAGGCGAUAUGACUUUCGAUACCUCAACGACCAUCGAAUAUACCGAAAAAACACCUGAGGUUGAUCGUAGGAGAAGAACUUGGACGAAGGAUGACGUGGAAAAGUUCUAUUCCACUCAAAAUACCGAUACGUACACGACAUCUCAGGACGUUUACAAGAACUUUGAUACCACUGACUUCCGUCAAACUGUCGUCAUUCAUAGAGAUAAUCUGCGCCCCGAGGGUGAAUUUGAAAGGCCGGAGAAACCUAAAUACAGACCGGCAGAAAGACCGCAGCAAAAACGACCAGAAGAUAAUUUACGACCUGAGGGCGAUUUUGAGAGGCCAACACCGACCAAAGUUGGACCAGGGGAAAGGAGAACUCCCAUUAAACCUGGGGACAACUUGCGCCCAGAAGGCGACUUUGAAAGGCCAGAAAAAACUAAAUAUCGUCCAGCGGAACGUCCAGAACAAAUUCGACCAGAAGAUAAUCUUCGACCAGAAGGCGAUUUUGAAAAACGCACUCCUGAAAAAUGGUCGCCGGCUGAACGCCCAAAACAAAUUCGACCAGAAGAUAAUUUACGACCUGAGGGCGAUUUUGAAAGGCCUACUCCAACUAAAGUUGGACCUGGAGAAAGGAGAACUCCCAUUAAACCUGGAGACAACUUGCGACCAGAAGGCGACUUUGAAAGGCCAGAGAAAACCAAGUUUCGUCCAGCAGAACGCCCACAACAAAAGAGACCAGAGGAUAAUCUGCGUCCUGAAGGAGAUUUUGAAAAACGCACUCCUGAAAAGUGGUCGCCAGCUGAACGUCCAAAACAGAUUCGACCAGAAGAUAAUCUAAGACCUGAAGGCGAUUUUGAGAGGCCAACUCCAACUAAAGUUGGACCUGGAGAAAGGAGAACUCCCAUUAAACCUGGUGACAACUUGCGGCCAGAAGGCGAUUUUGAAAGGCCAGAGAAAACCAAGUUUCGCCCAGCGGAACGCCCACAACAAAAGAGACCAGAAGAUAAUCUUCGACCUGAGGGCGAUUUUGAAAAACGCACUCCUGAAAAGUGGUCGCCAGCUGAACGCCCAAAACAAAUUCGACCAGAAGAUAAUCUAAGACCUGAGGGCGAUUUCGAGAGGCCUACUCCAACUAAAGUUGGACCUGGAGAAAGGAGAACUCCCAUUAAACCUGGAGACAACUUGCGCCCAGAAGGCGACUUUGAAAGGCCAGAAAAAACUAAGUUUCGCCCAGCGGAACGUCCAGAACAAAUUCGACCAGAAGAUAAUCUGCGUCCUGAAGGCGAUUUUGAAAGACCCACUCCAAGUAAAGUGGGUCCGGCGGAGAAACGCCAACCCAUCAAGCACGAUGAUAACCUUAGACCAGAAGGUGACUUCCAACGACCGGAGAAACCAAAAUGGGCGCCAGCUGAUAGACCUCAACAAAAACGCCCAGAGGACAAUCUCAGACCUGAAGGCGAAUUCGAAAGGCCAGAAAAACCAGGAUAUCAACCUGCUGAAAGACCCAAACAAAAGCGUCCAGAAGACAAUCUCCGUCCAGAGGGUGAAUUCGAACGGCCAACCCCAUCAAAAGUUGGUCCAGCCGAAAGGAGAACUCCCAUUAAACCUGGCGAUAAUCUCCGUCCCGAAGGCGAAUUCGACAGACCGGAAAAACCAGGCUUCCAACCUGCAGAAAGGCCUCAGCAAAAACGUCCAGAAGACAAUUUACGACCAGAGGGUGAAUUCGAAAGGCCCACUCCAUCGAAAGUUGGUCCUGCUGAGAGAAGAACCCCCAUCAAACAUGGCGAUAAUCUUCGCCCUGAAGGGGACUUCGAAAGACCACACAAACCAGGAUACCAACCUGCAGAAAGGCCUAAGCAAAAGAGACCCGAAGAUAACCUCAAGCCCGAGGGAGAAUUUGAACGUCCAGAGAUUAAAGAAGUUGGUCCGUGCGAACUUCGAAAGCCUAUCAGGCAUGAGGAUAAUUUGAAAUCUGAAGGAAGAAUGGACAUCACCAGAAGGGAUGACUAUAAAGUGGUGCGUGGUGAACACGUGGAGGUUAUCAGGAGAGAGGACAACCUCAAAAUGGAGGGCGAAUGGAACAUGCAAAGAAGAGACGACUACAAGAACGUCACCGUUGUUGACAGAGCUGAAGUUGUCAAGCACGAAGAUAACUUGCGAGUUGAAGGUGAGUUUACGGACACGCGCUCCAGAGAUGAUUACAACGUGGUGCGGGGCGAAAGGGCCGAAGUCAUCGUUAGACAGGAUAAUCUUAGGAUGGAAGGUGAAAUUAACGAGUACAGGAAGAGAGACGAUUUCGCCACCAGGACGGAAAGAACGGAGAUAAUCCGCCACGAAGACAACCUUAAACUUGAGGGCGACUUCGAAAGACCAACUCCCACUAAAGUUGGGCCGGGCGAAAGAAGAAGGCCCAUUAAGCAUGGCGAUAAUUUACACCCUGAAGGGGACUUCGAGAGACCUACACCAUCCAAGGUCGGUCCGGGUGAAAGGAGAACCCCGAUUCGUCACCCAGAUAACCUACAUCCUGAAGGAGAUUUUGAGAGACCUACGCCGUCCAAGGUUGGUCCUGGGGAGAGAAGAACACCCAUCCGCCACCCCGACAAUCUCCAUCCGGAAGGGGAAUUCCAAACACCAACAAAACCUAAGUACGGGCCGGGCGAAAGAGCGGAAAUCGUCAAGCCGCAAGAUAACCUCAAAAUUACCGGAGACUUCCAAGACACAACCAUGGCCAAGUCUCAGUACACUGUUGUCAGAGGGGAAAGGGCUGAAAUUAGGAAACACGAGGACCAACUCAAAGUGGGAUCUGGGAAAAUGGAAUGCGUCACCACCAGCAAAGAAACCUUCGAGAGGACACCCAAGAAGGAAUCACCUGUCGUUCCAGCCGGUGGUCGUACUGUGGUCAACAAACGUCGACACAUGGAAUCUCACUUUUCCCUCGGCGACGACACAACCAAAAUGCAAACGACCAAUCAAAGCAACUACAACACGUACACUCGUAAAGUGGACAAGAAAGAGGUGAUCAACAAAGAAGUGAUCAACAAGGAAGUCGUCAACAAAAACGUCGUCGAACAAAACAAGAAGACUAACGGCGCCAUCAGACAUACCGGCGACCAAUCGAGCAACGUCACCACCGAUACAAAAACGAUGCCCGAUGGUACUACCGUGGUGAUCACGAGAAAAGUUACAACAACCCGACGUGGAACCGAGCAAACCAAUGGCGACGUGAAAAACGUCGUGUCUGGUAGUCAACAAGUUCACAAGUCGUCUUCGCAAACCCACCUCCAUCAAUCCAACCAACACAUCGAGAACCGCAACACCAGCAAUCGCCAUAUCGAGCAGAGAAACGUUAAUAACGUGACGCACAACAACAUCAUCAAUUCGCAAAACCACGUCCAAAAAUCCUCGUCGCAAACCCACGUCUCCAACAACAUCACCUCUAGCAGCAAAACGGUGACGAAUCAAAGCAGCGCUCAUCACCGGAAAAACGUCAUUUCCUCGGAGGAAAUAAACAACCAGAUCCUGCACCGCAAAGGUAUGCACACGUCGACUGAAGCUUUGCACGCCACCAGUGCCGCCGCUCUGGACAUGAGGAAGUCGAUCUGCAACCUCCACGAUCAAGGAAGAACGGUUCAGAACACCGAAAGACACAGUCUAAGCUCCAUGCAUAGAUCCACGCAGGAAUCGAACGCAGCCAAUAGGCGCAGCCAGCAGAGCAGCAGCACAACCUACCAGGUGAUCGAUAGGCCGCAGAAAAUCGUGCGCAAAGACAACCUCUCCGUUGGCGGUCACUUCUACGGACAAUCUACAGCCAGAUCAUACGGAGAUUUCACCAAGCAACAGAACGUCCAAAGAAUCGAAAAGGUCUCUCGACGAUCGAAUGUGUCGAAUAUCACCCUGGGCGAUAGCAACGUGCAUGUGGUGACGUCGUACAAGAAAGAGUACACUCCGAGGAACGUGGGGCCAUGUCCGGCUGUCUUGGUGGACGCACCCAAAGGCCCCUUCAAACACACCAGGGAUACCAAGUCCCACAAGUUCUAUAUGCCUGUAGGAACUACCAAAUAA